Molecule: messenger RNA, 1872 nt
Organism: Engraulis encrasicolus (European anchovy)
Lineage: Eukaryota; Metazoa; Chordata; Actinopteri; Clupeiformes; Engraulidae
Product: heparan sulfate 2-O-sulfotransferase 1
Exons: 7
Coding region: 302-1384 (360 amino acids)
Cellular component (GO): membrane
Molecular function (GO): heparan sulfate 2-sulfotransferase activity
Source: RefSeq, a predicted model, not a curated record
GAGGAGCAUUCAUGUAGCAAGUAGGCAAGGAGCUAGAAGGGGGGAGCUGAACAUACCUCUCGAUUGACGGGGACAGAGAACAAGCGAGAAGAACCCAUGAACAGAUUUGGCACGCCGAAUUGAAAUGCCAUCAGUGUUUCUGUCAACAGUAACCGCUUGCACAUCAUACCACCACGCUUUGCAGGACAGCGUAUAGGGGCAUAGUCGAUAGCAGGGGCAUAAACAUAGUUUUAGCUUCUCGAUCGCUUUUGUUUCUGUUAUUUUGUAUUCACGGCAUGGCAUGUAAUCAUCUGGUAGUUUGAUGGGGCUUCUAAGGAUUAUGAUGCCGCCUAAGUUUCAGCUUUUGGCUGUCAUGGCUUUUGGAAUUGCCAUGAUGUUCAUCGAGAAUCAGAUCCAGAAACUGGAGGAAUCUCGGACGAAGCUGGAGCGCACCAUAGCCCGGCACGAGGUUCGAGAGGUGGAGCAGCGUCACAUGCAGGAGGGGGGGGCGGGGCGAGACGUCCCGGCGGCGCCCCCGGUGGACGGAGAUGACAUGGUCAUCAUCUACAACCGGGUCCCCAAGACGGCCAGUACCUCCUUCACCAACAUCGCGUACGACCUGUGCUACAAGAACCACUACCACGUGCUGCACAUCAACACCACCAAGAACAACCCCGUCAUGUCCCUACAGGACCAGGUUCGGUUUGUGAAGAACGUGACGUCCUGGAGGGAGAUGAAGCCGGGCUUCUACCACGGACAUGUGGCCUUCCUGGACUUCUCCAAGUUUGGCGUGAAGGGGAAGCCGGUGUACAUCAACGUGGUGCGCGACCCCAUCGAGCGGCUGGUCUCCUACUACUACUUCCUGCGCUUCGGGGACGACUACAGGCCGGGCCUCAGACGGAGGAAGCAGGGAGACAAAAAGACGUUUGACGAGUGUGUGUCUUCGGGAGGGUCGGACUGCGCUCCUGAGAAACUGUGGCUCCAGAUCCCCUUCUUCUGCGGGCACUACUCCGAGUGCUGGAACGUGGGCAGUCGGUGGGCGCUGGAGCAGGCCAAGUAUAACCUGAUCAACGAGUACCUGCUGGUGGGCGUGACCGAGGAGCUGGAGGACUUCAUCAUGAUGCUGGAGGCAGCCCUGCCACGCUUCUUCAAGGGGGCUACUGACCUCUACAGGACAGGUAAGAAGUCUCACCUGCGCAAGACGACGGAGAAGAAGCCGCCCACCAAGGACUCCAUCGCCAAGCUGCAGCAGUCGCCCAUCUGGAAGAUGGAGAACGAGUUCUACGAGUUUGCGCUGGAGCAGUUCCAGUUUGUGCGCGCCCACGGCGUCCGCGAGAAGGACGGAGAGCUCUACGUGCUCGCACAGAACUUCUUCUACGAGAAGAUCUACCCCAAAGUGAACUAACGGAGUCCCUCUCUCACAAGCUCUUCAGACGGAGAGACAAGAGACAUGGAGAGAAAGGGAGAAAGAGCGAGAGAGAGACAAGCCUCCAACGAGGGCGUGGAGUAGAGGAAAGGAUGGAGGAGAAGAGGAAAGGAUGGAGGAGGAGAGGAGAGGAUGGAGGAGGAGAGGAGAGGAUGGAGGAGGAGAUGAAAGGAUGGAGGAGGAGAGGAAAGGAUGGAGGAGUAGAGGUGGGGUGGCUGGAAAGGGCAGUAUGGACCCUUGUUGAUCCUCCACCACCACCACCUCCAUCACCAUCAGUCUGUACGAGCUUCCUGUCCUCCAGGCGAUGUUUGUUUGUUGUUAUUAUUUGUUGUUGUUUUUUAUCAUGCUUUUUUGUUUUCUUUUUUUAUUUUGUGUCACAUACACUGGGAGAAAGGGAGAGAGAAGAGAGAGAGAGUAAGGAUUGUGGGGACAGAUGGAUUGUGUUGUUUUCGUAAAAGCUGGCCAAC